Messenger RNA from Trichobilharzia szidati, 1272 nucleotides. NCBI's taxonomy places the organism in Eukaryota, Metazoa, Platyhelminthes, Trematoda, Strigeidida, Schistosomatidae. The record is from the annotation of a GenBank genome assembly.
AUGCAUGAGAAAUGUCAUUAUGAAAUGAUUGGAAAUUACAACUUAUUAGAUUCUGAUAAGAGGCAUGAAGCUUCUUCUUGCUCUCAACCACUUGUACAUUUUAAUCUGUCUGGGGAAAUUGCAUCACAUCAUGAAUAUGGUGUCAGUAAUUACGCGCCAAACUUAUAUUGUAUAUAUCAAAUUCAAGCACCUAUAAAUCAUAAAAUUAUCAUUCAAAUUGAAGAACUUGAUUUAGAAGAAUCAAAUGGUUGUAUUUUCGAUUAUUUAUUGAUUACAAAUCAAUAUUAUGAUAAUAUUUACACGUAUUGUGGUCAAAGAAAAUCACCAAAUCCCGUUGUGAUAAAUGAUUCAUUGGCUGUCAUCAUCUUUGUUACAGAUGAUGGAAAUAAUGGAAAUGGUUUCCUUCUGAAGUAUGAAAUUCAGGAGAAAGAAGAUUUAAGGCCGAAUUCAUUCUAUUCUUGUGGGAUAGCACCUCAACUCUCUUAUCACCAAUCCACUGAUCAGGAUGAUAAUGACGUGGCUGAAUAUAAAAUUCAGCCGAGAAUUUUCGGUGGUCAAAUAACACCUUCUGGUCAAUGGCCAUGGAUGGCAUCAAUCAGAGAGAAAAAUCAAUUUCGAUGUGGUGCUAGUUUAAUUGAUUCCAAUUGGUUGCUGACAGCAGCACACUGUUUUCCGAAGAAAUUAAAUUUAACCGACUGGCAAGUUUAUGUUGGAGAUAAUUACAUAGAUUGGAUUGAUGAACAAGAAAUCACCUUUAAUAUCCGCAGUCUGUUGAUACAUCCAAAUUACAGUCUUCAUCAGUUGUACGAUUAUGAUUUCGCGUUGAUACAAACUGACCUACCAAUUCAAUAUAGUACAAAGAGAAGACCUGUGUGUUUACUCAAUUCAACGGUGGCGAUAACUAGUGAUCAGUUUACAGAUUGUUAUAUUGCUGGAUGGGGUAGUUCAGAGGAUUCGCCUGUAUCAAAUGCAUUACGUCAUCUAAAUAUUCCUCUGCUCAGUCUAAAUGAAUGUAAUCAAACUGAAGUAUACAAAGGGAAAAUAACUGAAACAAUGAUUUGUGCAGGAUAUUUGAUUGGUGGGAAAGAUGCUUGUAAAGGGGAUAGUGGUGGUCCGUUAAUGUGUCAGUUGAAAAAUAAUACUGUUCAUCAAAUAUGGUAUCAAAUUGGCGUUGUUUCAUUCGGAAAAUCAUGUGCUGCUUCAGGGACUCCAGGAGUUUACAGUAACGUCACAUUUGCUAUCGACUGGAUAUAUUCAGUUAUUCAUCCAUGA